Molecule: messenger RNA, 1470 nt
Organism: Caenorhabditis bovis
Lineage: Eukaryota; Metazoa; Nematoda; Chromadorea; Rhabditida; Rhabditidae
Source: the annotation of a GenBank genome assembly
AUGGUGAUGGACGUCGACGAGCCGAUACCAGCCACUACUUCGCAACAAGCCAAUUCUGAAUGCGACAUGGACACGUCGGAAGGGCCGAUUGAACGCGAUCAGAACUUCGAUGCCACUGAAGAGAUCCAGUGGAAAUUCAGCCAAGUGAAGGGAAACAUCGACGCAGAUGGUGUUCACACUGAAGCUGACGUCAUCUCGUGUGUCGAGUUUUCACACGACGGCGAAUACUUGGCGACGGGUGACAAAGGCGGCCGAGUAGUGAUUUUCCAGAGGGAUCAAAGCGGAAAAUAUGUGAAGGGAGCCCGUUCGCGAGAGUACAAUGUGUAUUCAACAUUUCAAUCACACGAGCCCGAAUUUGAUUAUCUGAAAUCGCUAGAAAUCGAUGAAAAGAUUAACCAAAUCCGUUGGCUUAAGAAGAAGAAUGCGGCGAAUUUCAUCCUGUCGACGAAUGAUAAAACAAUAAAAUUGUGGAAGAUCAGUGAGCGCGAGAGAAAAAUCGCCGAAGACGCCUGGAAUCUGCCAAGGACGAAUCGUGUCAAUGCCUCCUCGUUCCGCGGAAAAUUACAAAUCCCGUCGAUUGUUCCGAUGGAAUUGAUAGUUGAAGCUAGCCCGAGACGAGUUUACGGCAAUGCCCACACUUACCAUGUCAAUAGUAUUUCUGUCAAUUCGGAUCAGGAGACAUUUUUGUCUGCCGAUGAUUUGCGUGUAAAUUUGUGGAAUUUGGAGAUUACCAACGAGUCUUUCAACAUUGUCGAUAUCAAACCAACAAAUAUGGAAGAAUUGACCGAGGUAAUAACUGCUGCUGAAUUCCAUCCGACUCAGUGCAAUUGGUUCGUUUAUUCGUCGUCGAAAGGUUCGAUUAGGUUAUGCGAUAUGCGCGAUCGUGCUUUAUGCGAUGCGUACGCCAAAAUUUUCGAAGAACCAGAAGAUCCACAAACCCGCUCAUUCUUUUCUGAAAUCAUUGCGUCCGUAAGCGACGUGAAAUUCUCGCAUAAUGGUAGAUAUUUGCUCACAAGAGAUUACUUGACUGUUAAGGUAUGGGAUUUGAAUAUGGAAUCGCAGCCGGUCGAAACUUAUCCGGUGCACAACUAUUUGAGGACGAAACUGUGUGCUCUUUAUGAGAACGACUCGAUUUUCGAUAAGUUCGAAUGCGGCUGGAGUGGUGAUGACAAACACAUUCUUACGGGCUCCUAUCACAACUUGUUCCGCACGUACGCUCGUGGAAGAACUGACGAGGCGAAGACGUGGGAAGCGCGGCCACAAGAAUGCCACAGUGUGCUCAAAUCUCGCACUGUUGUCGCUUCUGGAAAGCGAAAACGCACGACGACACAGAAUGAUUCGCCCGACGAGGAUCUGCUAUCGGAUCAACUUCAAUUCGAGCGUAAGAUUCUGCACACUGCGUGGCAUCCGAAGGACAACAUCAUCGCACUAGCAGCUACGAACAACCUCUACAUCUUCUCGGAUGUUUAG